Molecule: messenger RNA, 1377 nt
Organism: Seminavis robusta
Lineage: Eukaryota; Bacillariophyta; Bacillariophyceae; Naviculales; Naviculaceae
Source: the annotation of a GenBank genome assembly
CAUCACCGUGGAAAGAUGACGAAACUCUGUUGCCAUUUGCUAUCCAUCAUCGUCACGAUGCGGAAGCUUGACACCGAGGGCACAAAGAGAAGCAGGGAGGACCCGGUAGGAUUACCACACCACGGGUUUCUCUUUCUCUUUGAUACCAUUGUGGAUUGAUGAGAUGAACCAUGAUAGUGGCAAAGACUGUAGAAGCACAUGCGACCAUCACCGGUGAUACGGAUAUCAAAACUAGUAGUCCGGCUCCCAAUGACAACUACUUUGUUCACGUAGAUGAAGGUCUGAACAAAGAAAAGAGUGUCCGCUUUGAUCCCACCUGGCUACCUCAAUGGCUCUGGUCACAGGAAAAAGCCAACGAGGCCAGCCUUCCUGAGAGCCUCCCUGUGCCUGACUUUGUCCAGGUCUUUCAUUUGGCAGAAGAUUGCACCACUAAGGCUGCAACACUGCAGCAACUUGGAAGCUCAGCCCGAGAUAUUGUCAAUGCUUGCUUUACAAUGUCAGCAUAUUCUCCUACAAUCAGAAGGACAGAAGCAGUGCUCUUUCGCAACUUGUCAUCCAAGAUACAAAAUGCCAAAGAUUUUGCAGAGUUCUGGAAAGGAUGCCUGGCAGGACCAUCCACCAAUGACGCAGAGAAGUGGAAUCCUGUAUCUUAUGUUCCCUUUGGUAACCAGCGUACUACUUUGGAAGGAGUUGAUUUGGUCACCAACUUCCCUUCCAAGUUGGCCAUGGUAUGCCACAAUGAGAUGAACUACAAUCCUCAACCAGCUGGCAGGAUUGCCUUUUAUUGCCUCGAAGCAGCCCCAGUGGGUGGAGAGACCAUUUUGGCACGGAAUGCGGACCAUUCUAGACAGGUUUCACAAGAAAUACAGGAUAUGGUCAAUAAACAUGGUGGCAUCCUGUACAAGCGGCAGUACUAUGACAAACGCAACCCCAACAAGGACUCCCAGAAAAGGUUCCACACAAGUUGGCAAGAAAAGACAGGCACCGAAGACCCUAAUGAGGCCAUUCACUUUUUUGAAUCUAUUGGCUUUUCUGUGCCUGACCAGGUGCACUUUGAAGCCUAUGAAGAUGGUUUCCAGAAACUCAUUGUUGAAAAUGUGGAGAGUGGUUUCAAUACGCAGGGAGACUGGUUCAAUAUUCUUAACGUGGGCGGGUUUCCUCUGGCGGAUGGCACUUGGAUCCCCAAGAGCAUGAUCCAACAACUGGUCUUGGAUGAAUGGAAGAGUGUCCAUGUGCUUAAGCUAUGUCCAGGAGAUUGGAUUGUCCUCAAUAACAAAACAGUACAGCAUGGUCGUCUUCCAUAUCAAAACAGUGACGAUCAAAUUAGGACUAUUCUAACUGUGUACACAGAUUAAAUUAGAUUAGAUUUUGCUCUCU